Sordaria macrospora k-hell is the source of this 1002-nucleotide messenger RNA. RefSeq lists its product as uncharacterized. The record is from RefSeq and is a predicted model, not a curated record. Gene Ontology annotation, molecular function: thiosulfate-cyanide sulfurtransferase activity. Gene Ontology annotation, cellular component: mitochondrion. Lineage: Eukaryota; Fungi; Ascomycota; Sordariomycetes; Sordariales; Sordariaceae.
AUGGCUCUCGUACGAGUCCUUAGCCCCCUCCGGGCCUCGAUGCGCUCGACUGUCGCCAGAACGGGGGCUGUCCGCUCCUUCUCGAGCUAUCUCGUCACCCCCAAGGAGCUGCACGAAGCCCUCAAGAAGGCUCCUCCUUCUCCCAUCUCGUCCGAACCCCGUGUCAUUCCUCUAUGCGCCUCCUGGUUUCUUCCAAACGACCCCCAGAAGCGUACCGGCCUCGACGUCUUCAUCGAGAAGAGGAUCCCCAAGGCACGCUUCUUCGACCUCGACAAGGUCAUCGAUAGGCACAGCCCUUACCCCCACAUGCUGCCGAGCUCAAAGGACUUCGCCGCUGCCAUGAGCGAGCUCGGCAUUCGCCACGAGGACACUGUGGUCAUCUACGACAGCCAGGAGCUGGGCAUCUUCAGCGCCCCCCGUGUUGGCUGGACCAUGAAGGUCUUCGGCCACCCCAAGGUCCACAUCCUCAACAACUUCAAGCUCUGGGUCGACGAGGGUCUCCCUACCGAGUCCGGAAAUGUCUGGACGAUCGAGUGCGGCACAUACCCCAUCCCCAAGAUGGACGAGGACAAGGUCGCGAGCUUCGAGGAUGUCCGUCAAGCUGCCAUCGAUUCCAACAAAGAGGGCGCCGAGGGCGUGCAGAUCCUGGAUGCGAGAUCACCCGGUCGGUGGAGCGGCGAGGAGCCAGAGCCGAGAGAGGGUCUGUCCUCGGGCCACAUGCCCGGCUCCAUCAACAUUCCUUUCAGCGCUGUUUUGGACCCCAACACCAAGGCCUUCCUUCCAGCCGACAAGUUGAAGGAGGUCUUCACCAAGGCGGGCGUUGAUCCCUCAAAGCCCAUCAUCUCCAGCUGCGGAACCGGCGUCACGGCCUGUGUCCUCGAGACAGCACUCAACGAGGCGCAAUUUGGCUCGCCUGAGACGAGAAAGGUUUAUGAUGGAAGCUGGACUGAGUGGGCCCAACGGGUGAAGCCCUCCGAGUCGUUGAUCCAAAAGGUCGAAUAA